ACAACGUAAUCUUAAAAUACGAAUUUUCUUUUGUAAUUCAUCUUUUUAAUUUAUUGAGAUAUUUGAAUUUCCCGCCACAUGUGCUAAUUUUACUGAUUCAGCGCAAAAUAAGAUUACCAAUACACCAUAGAUAAUUUAAAUUGUGGAUUUUAUUCGAAAAUAAAGUAUAAACGUUGUUUGUUCUUUUUAACAGAGAUGGAUAUGUUUAUAUGUAACAAGUGUUUUGCCACACCACAUAGAGGAAAAAAACCAUUUUGCUUGACUCAAUGCGGUCACAUAUAUUGUAAUGGAUGCAUACAACAAGCUGAAAAACAGUGUCCUCAAUGUCAGCAGAUUGAUAUUUUUUCUGUCGAGUUACAGCAACCAUCAUUGUCGAAAGUAGAGAAUUUCUUUGCUCCAUUGAAUGAAUCAUUGGAAUCAUUACACAAAAUAUGUGGUUUUCAGAAUAAUCAAAUGAAAAUUAUGAUACAACGCUUUCAUGAAAUCGACAAAAAAUACGAAACAUUGAAGUCCCACUACUAUAGCCUAACUCAAAACAUGAAAAUGGUGAGAGAUAAAUAUAUUAAACUGAAAAUGGAAAAUACUGAACAGAAAAAGAAAUUAAUGUCUUUCGAGAUGCAAAAUAGGACUUUAAACUCUUUAAGUGAUGUAUCUACACCAAUAAAAUCUGGCAACAACAGAAGUUCAAAAAUGAGACCUGCAUCAAAUUCAUAUUUUUCGUGUGGGGCGAAUAUGUCGAGUCAAUCAUUUGACGUGAGAAAGGGAAAUGCAAUGUUCGAAGGUUUUCGUAUUCCUUAUCCUCAUAUAGUACGAUCAGUUGGUUCUCGUGGAACUUCGGAUACCAACUCUACUUACCUUUAGAUUUUGGACAGAAUUAGAACAAUAUUUUAAUUUAUCUAUACAUAAUAAAAAAUGGUAACUGUAUCCCUCUCCUUAAGUCAUUAAAAAUGUAUAAUAAAAUGCGUAUAAUCUUACAA
This is a messenger RNA of Bombus huntii, 977 nucleotides long. Its product is annotated as RING finger protein narya. Gene Ontology annotation, biological process: reciprocal meiotic recombination; homologous chromosome pairing at meiosis; protein sumoylation. Gene Ontology annotation, cellular component: synaptonemal complex. The transcript is spliced from 4 exons. Gene Ontology annotation, molecular function: SUMO transferase activity. NCBI's taxonomy places the organism in Eukaryota, Metazoa, Arthropoda, Insecta, Hymenoptera, Apidae. The record is from RefSeq and is a predicted model, not a curated record. Bases 196 to 861 code for a protein of 221 amino acids.